This is a messenger RNA of Gigantopelta aegis, 3425 nucleotides long. RefSeq names its product phytanoyl-CoA dioxygenase domain-containing protein 1-like. Lineage: Eukaryota; Metazoa; Mollusca; Gastropoda; Neomphalida; Peltospiridae. The coding region runs from base 8 to 877 and encodes 289 amino acids. The transcript is spliced from 11 exons. The record is from RefSeq and is a predicted model, not a curated record.
UACAAAUAUGGACGGAGAUAGUAGUUCGCAGUUGAAAUCAAAAUUUGAGGAGAAUGGCUACGCUAUCAUUAAGGGUUUUCUCACGGAAGAUGAAUGUGACGACCUACAUCGAGAAUGCCAUCAGAUCGUGGAGAAGAUGAACCCGGAAGAACACAGUACAGUAUUUUCUUGUGAUAGACAGACCAACAAUGACUAUUUCAUGAAUAGUGCUGAUAAAGUCAGAUUCUUCUUUGAAAAAGAAGCUUUGGAUGAAAAAGGAAACUUGAAGGUAGACAAACAGAUGUCUCUAAACAAAAUUGGACAUGCUUUGCAUGUGUUCAGUCCUGGAUUCCGGAGAAUUACACAUUGUGAAAGAGUACGGAACAUCUGCAGAUCAUUAGGGCUUCAAGACCCGGUGGUGUGCCAGAGCAUGGUUAUCUUCAAGCCUCCACACAUAGGGGGAGAAGUAAACCCUCACCAAGAUUCCAGCUACCUGUUCACUGAACCGAAGCGAUUGGUCGGCAUCUGGAUUGCUCUUGAAGAUACUACAAGAGAAAAUAGCUGCCUCUGGUUCAUUCCUGGAUCUCAUAAAGAUGGGUUGGCAGGAAACUACCGGAUGAUCAUCAACCCGAAAAAAGACCCAGAGGUAGGGACAGUGUUCACCGGAGAGAAACCAUCAUUCGACCAGAGCAAGUUUAUAUCGGGAGAAGUCAACAAAGGUGACCUAGUUUUGAUCCAUGGUGAAGUUGUUCACAGAAGUGACGCGAACCGGUCUGACAAGUCACGACUCAUCUACACAUUCCACAUAUAUGAUGAAGGAGUGGCCAAGUACAGCUCACAAAACUGGUUGCAGCCCACCGAGGCUAAUACGUUCACACAUGUCUACACAUUUCAAUGAGGGUUGAACUCAAUCCAGAAAUGGUUUUAUGGAAGUCAGAAGUACUGUAAAACAAGCCCACAUGACCAUCUAUAAACUGGUCACCUGUCACAACUUAAGCAAUUUGCAUUUCCCUCCUGACUGAUGUUCUCAGUUAGCCUCUAAUAAGUGGUUACAUGUUUAAUGCAAAGUUAUGUGCAUGACGAUUAUUUCAGACUGUCAGUCUGUAUGUUUCUAUACUCAUUUACUCACGAUUUGUGUGUAUAAUAUUGGAGCAUAUGUUAUUUAAGAUUUAUAUUAUGGCAGGGGACAAUAUUUCAAAACCUCAGGUAACCGAAAGGUAGUUCAUGUGAGUUUUACUUGGGUAAACGAUUGUUCGAUUACCUGAAUAUAGUUCUCAUAACCGAUGAGGUAGGCCUACCUAAUCCUAAAACACUUGAACUAUGAUUCUGUGCUACAUUGGUGCUUCAAAAACAAACUGAUUUUCACUUUCAUUACUGAUACAUGGUACUUUUAAUUUUAGAAUGUAAUUGUUGAACCCAUAACCCUAUAGGCGGUUCUCAUGAUUUUAAAGUUGCGUAACAGACACAUGAAUAUUGUGCCCUGUAUGGUACAACUUUCAUUUACUGUGUUCCUGAGUGGCUGCAAUACCCAUUGUAUGUAAGCACAAUAAAUGGAUUACGUUAGGAGAGAUCAACAUAAUAUGUACUGUGAGCAAAACACUGGCAUAGCCAGGGAGGAGCCUUGGAGGCCAAGUCCCCUCUUCCAAUCAGACAGGUCUCUUCUGGGGGUUUUCAGGUCAGAUCAGGUAUCAGGUUUUAACGUGCACAUUCAGAGCAAGCUGUUGUAGCAUACGCCUGUCAUGGGUGUAGGUGUUUACUUACGUCGGCUCCUCUGUCCAGGGUAGGAAAGUGUUUGGAGGUGUUUGGUGUUAGAGGGGACCGCCCACACUUGGCAAGUGCAAAAGAGCCCAAGCAGCCUGCACAGGGUCGGUAGUGGGCUAGGGGUGUUAGUGGUGCUAUUGAAUUUUGAAAAUGUGCUGUAGGAUUUAGUCCAAAAAUAAAAAAGCAAAGCACAAUUUCAUGAGGUAAUUUUGGCACAUAAUAUGGAACAGUUCUUCGAAAGUAAUUUUGCAACUAUUUGAAUGAUUUCACUUAGUUGGCCAGAUUAUUGCUCUUAUAAAUAGACAUCUUUGUUUCCUCCUCACCCAACCUUUUAUAUUUUCCUGUCACUCCAUAAUGCUACUCAAAGACAGGGUGGGUGCCCCAUGACCCAUGCCCUAACCCUAAUAUAAAAUUAUGGCUAUGCCAAUGAGCAAAAUAAAUUUGCUUGACAGUGAAGUCAGAUUUGUCAAAUUACAAAUGUUCAGUCACAUUUUACUAUUUGUUUCUAAAGUUUAAUUACACUAUACUUAGAGCACACAUCCAUUAAUUAAAAGGGAAAAAAAACAUUUUAAUAUACCGUAAAAAUGUCUAAUUGUAUUCAGUGAUCAACUGUCAUAAGUGAUUACUCCUAUGUGAGGCUGCUUAAUUUGGCAAAAGGUUCAUGCGAAAUUCGCCAAAAAGCUAAUUUAACAACUUGGCAUGUUUCUUUAGCUUUUAUUUCUAAAAGUAUGAUUUUUGCGUAAGCUUGGGUGGAUACAGGAAUUUGAAAAAAAUGUGUGCAAAAUGUCUAGUGAAUUAAACAUUGUAUGGGGUGUAUACAUAACCAAAGACACUUUGGCCAAAUGCAUCAACAGUCUUAGUAUCUGCCAGUUCAAACUAAUUUGAGAAGCAGCAUGCUUCAUGGGUUUAUAAUUUGUUAAUUUUGUUGGCUAAUACUGUAAUUUGUUUCUUUUUUUUCAUUAUAAAAUUGAAUAGUUAAAUGUACCAUGAAAAUGGGUCUAAAAUCUUCACAAGACUGAGAUUGAAACAAGUAAUUUUAAAUUAAAGAAAACUGAAUUAUUCAUGUUGCUCAGUAUAAUUAUAAGUCAUUCAAUAGCUAAAUUAUAAAUCAUUAUUUCCUAUUAUUUAUAUUAUUAUAAUAUUCUGAAGAGUCACACUUAGUAAAGAGAGGGAUGUCAUAGACGCAGUGACAUCAGGAAAAUAAAAAAGAGGUGAUUUUCUGGUUUAGAAUUGCCCCCUUUGUCUAGCUAAGUCCAAUAUUACUGUGUUCCAAUUCCUUUUACUGCCCCUCCCCUCACCCCAGUUUGACUUUGUGUGAUGUGGAUCAAUCUAAAACGUCAAAUUCUGAUAUAAUUCAGGUGUUUAGUUGUGUUAACACAGUUAUGUAAAUAUGUAAAAAUAUUUUACUUUCACAUACGACCAUGUAUUUUUUGUCAGAAGAGAAUGGCACUCUACCUAAUUAUUCACGUGCACGACGGGCAUUCUUUCUGUAAAAUUAGCAUAUUAUACUUCAUUAUUUACACGUUUUAUACAAUAUACUGUUCUUAAUAUACAUUCAGUGCAUUAAGGUAUAUUUUUGGUUUUAUUUAAUGAAUGAUUUUUUAUCCAGAUUUGUACAGUAGAUUUUAUUAAAUAUUGUGAUUUUAAAAAGUGAUUUAUGAUCAAUAAAUAUUAAUUCUGCUUAA